This is a messenger RNA of Mangifera indica (mango), 429 nucleotides long. RefSeq names its product mitochondrial import receptor subunit TOM7-1-like. The record is from RefSeq and is a predicted model, not a curated record. Lineage: Eukaryota; Viridiplantae; Streptophyta; Magnoliopsida; Sapindales; Anacardiaceae. The transcript has a single exon. Gene Ontology annotation, biological process: protein import into mitochondrial matrix. Gene Ontology annotation, cellular component: mitochondrial outer membrane translocase complex. The coding region runs from base 63 to 281 and encodes 72 amino acids.
AGAGUUAGGGUUUAUUAUCACAGGAAACCUUCGGAAAUUGCGAGGAGAGACCAGCGGAGAAAAUGGCUUCAAGGGUAACACUGAAGAGCAAAGGCAAGAGCGUAAAGGGAGCAAAAGCGGUGGAGGAGAAAUCAUCGGCGGAUUAUUUGAAGGAGUGGAGCACAUGGACCAUGAAAAAGGCUAAAGUCAUCACGCACUAUGGUUUCAUUCCUCUUAUCAUCAUCAUUGGCAUGAACUCCGAUCCCAAGCCGCAGCUCUAUCAGCUCCUCAGUCCUGUUUGAUAUGCAUCCUUCUUUUUCAUUUAUUAUUAUAUAAAGUGCCUUUUUAUCUGUUUUUAUUAUGUGACUUUACUUUCGUGUUUGUUAUGUAAGUUUAUGGAUUCCUCCCUUCUAUUAUAAUGUACAAUUUGAAUACUAAAUUCUCAGUUUA